Molecule: messenger RNA, 3451 nt
Organism: Manduca sexta (tobacco hornworm)
Lineage: Eukaryota; Metazoa; Arthropoda; Insecta; Lepidoptera; Sphingidae
Gene: wdp
Product: protein windpipe
Exons: 3
Coding region: 327-2405 (692 amino acids)
Molecular function (GO): protein binding
Source: RefSeq, a predicted model, not a curated record
CGUUGCGAGUUGCGGCCGGCGACCAGCCAGUCCGCACCGAUACACCGGCUUGACACCACGCAGUACGGAGCGCAUCUAGGCGUAAUAUCGUAAAAAAAGCCGGCCGCGCUUCGAAAGUGACAGUGCGCAGUGAGCUGAAUAGAGUGAUCUGUAAAAUAUAUCGGGACUUGCAUUUUGCUGUUCAAAGUUCGACAUCGAAACGAAGUAUCGACAAUACGACUGUUUAUAUCUUAAUUAAUUUGCACGAUAUCCUUGAAGUGCAAGAGGUGGGAUGUCUCAACGCAACUGAUGACGUCUUGUAAUAAAAGGUGCUGAGAUCCAGAAAGAUGGCGUGGCUCCGUGUAUCUGCGUGCUUCUUGGCUGUAUCGGUGCUGAUAGCUCCGAUGCUGGCCGCCGUGUGUCCCGAAGGUUGCGUCUGCAACACUACACGCGACGGCCUCCACCGUGCCACCUGCAGCAACCUCGCCGAUCUUUACAAAUUUACACUCCGACAAAAGCAUCAUAACAUUAACAUUCUAGACCUUUCGCACAAUAAUAUUACGAAACUGAACCAUGAGCUCGAUCGGCUCACUGAAAUUGUCACGUUGGACCUGUCAACUAAUGGCAUUCAGAAUCUCAACAAAUUCUUACACAACGCCAAGAAACUAGUGCAUUUAAAUCUGGCUAACAAUAGAAUACAAAAGCUGUCUUUAACGCAUUUACCAAAGAGUGUGAGCUCUUUAGACUUGACAAAUAAUCUCUUGCAAGAUAUGCCAUCAGACCUCGCGCACUUAGUCAGUUUAGAGCAUUUAGAAUUAGAAGGCAACCCUCUGGAAUGCUCAUGCGAGAAUAUUAUGGCAAGAGACCGUUUACUGCUUGGAAAUGUUUUUAUCGAUCAUGUGAAAUGUGCCUCGCCGGAAAAAUUAAGGGGGCGUUCUUGGUUAGAAUUAAAAACAAAAGAUAUUUGUAAAGUGCCAAAAACAGAAAAUAAUUUCUUAGACAUGAUGAUGGGAGACCAACCCAUUGAUGCAGUUGAAGUUGGAAAAGAAACAGUUGAACUAAAAUCUUUACCAUUGACAGCCACUAAUGACUUGGAAGAUGGUAAAAUAAUUCAGGGAAGUAAUGUUGAUGAAGAUGAUGACAGUCUUUUAUUCCUUAAAGUUGGACAUUCAACGCCAUCAUCGCCUUUAAAUGACAUCGAAGGAUCCGGUGAAGCCGAAAGCACUACGAUUUCAGAUUUCUUAAUAGAACCAAAGGUGGAACGUAAACAAGUUCCGAACAUGCAUUCUCUUUAUCCUGAAAACGAUUACGAACAACAGACCACCGAAGAUCCCAUUGCCGGAUCCGGAGAAGGUUCUGGUUUCCUGCCGUUCUAUGAACCAGACGUAUUUGAAGAAACUACGACUCCUAAAGACGAAAAACUUAACACAGAACAAGUUCACCCACUAAUAGAUGAUGAUGAUAGUUCUGUAACAGAAUAUCCAUUACCAAAGGUACCAACCGUUUUUCCAGAAGUUAUUGAUUGGAGUAAACCACCAGAAAUAUCAUCCACAGAAAAGCAUAUAACAUCAUCAACACCACGUGAUACGACUGUAUCUGAACAAAUAAGAGUUACUCAAGCAUCCGAAGUACUCGGCCAACCAGCUGGUAAUGAAAACACCCAACCACAUAAAACUGGAACGUAUGUUUGUAUUGCAAUCAUUGUUGUACUAUUGGUUGGUAUGAUCGGUUUUGCUAUUAUAAAAGGUCAAAUGAGAAAACGAAGAGACAGAAGACUUUUGAGGCAGCAAAGGCGAGAUGUAGAAAAGGCUUCAAAAGAAAUGGUAGAUAUGAAUAAAUCACUAUUGGGUAAACCAGCUCCACUCGAACCACAAGUAGAAAAGAAAGUUAAUGGCAAAUACGAACUUGUGCCGACUCAUGAUGCUCAACAGAAAAAAGGUGAAAAUGGGCAUGUUGAGAAUGGACUAAGCCAUAAUGAUAGCAAUGGCACAAGAACUGACAGCCCCAGGGACACAAAUCAAAACAAGAGCAGUUCGAGGGACAACAAUUUAUCUCAAGAUCCUCAACAAGAGACUUCCUUUGAAUCUGCUCCCGCCUCACCGGACUCAAGGAAAGACAACAACUCCUUAUCUAGUGAAGACAUAUUUGUACCUUUAAAUGAUGAUGACACGCCCAGGCUAAACGGUAACCUCGAUUCAGAUGUAUCUCAGCCACUCAUAAAUGGUGAUCAAACCACAGACUCAGACUUUUUAUCGCCUUCGCGCGAGUACGUACCGGUAUACUCUCCCGAUAUGGGCAGAGUUCGAAUUAAGAUGACGGAGACCCCCAAGCCUAAAACACCAGUACUAGUCACCAGGAGUAGGUCGAACGCUGGGGAUAUCAUCAUCACCCCCGCGGGAGACGCAAAUCGCAAGUCGACCACUUGAAACAGGAUCUCCGUCGGAAGGACAAUAGCACUUUGUGUAAUUCAGUGUCAAACUGCAAACACUUCACUAUUGGCGAAAUUUUGUGAUUGUUUAGUGAAUCUAUUCGGCACAAGUCUGGUGUACGAUGGACUGAAAUUGCUCAGAACGAUUGCGUGAGUGCUAAAACUUUUGCUGCCAAAGUGUGUUUGUAGUCCAGAGUGCCUUUAUUUUUAACAUUGUUAGUGGUAUGAUAAUAUAUUUAUGAGAGUUUACUGAGCAAUAAGUAAAUCAUAUUUUUAUACGUGUAAAAAGUGUUGCCAUGUUUUUAAAUUGAUGAUAGAUGUAUGAAUUGUCUAGUAUAAGAUGGCAGGUUGUCAAUUAGUAAUAGCACAAGUUUGAUGGCAUCUUCUAGCAUUGCCGUCUGCCAACUUAUAUUUGAUAAAGUAUAAAGGUUCUUUUUAGUGAUAUGAACGUUAUCCAUCUCGUAAACAAAGAUGCAACGAAAUAGAAUUAUUGUACAAAAACUGAACUCUAUGUUUUGCUUUUGAACAUCAUCAACGUGUUUAUGUAAUCUUUCAGACAAUGCUUGAAUUGUAAAAUUUCAAUGGUUGUGUACUUACUUUACUCCGAGCAUAUAAUAUUAUAGAACAACAUAAUGCAUAACAAUGCGAAGUCAAACUGGCUAUGUGUAUUCGUUUUUCAACAUAAGUUCCUUUUUUAUUAAUUAAAAAAAUAUAAUUUAAGAAUGUGAUACCAAUUUAUUUUAAGAUCAUUCUGCCUUUCAUGCUUCUAGUUGUAUAGAUUUCGAUUUCCGUAUGUUUAUAUUUAUCGUCACCUUUACUAUUUGAAAUGUUUUUAAUGGUAAUGCUUUUAAAUGAAUGAAUCUGUACCAUAUCAUAUUUACCUUAUUUACUUAUUGUUUGGUAUAUUUCGUCUGAAUGUUGCCAACUUUUGGGAUAAAUAAAGAACAAUAGUGAUAAUACUACAUACAAUAGCGAUAAUUAAGUAAAUUUAUAAAUAAAUGUAUUUUUAUUGAAAAGUAUAAAUGAUAUAAAUGGUUGAUUUAA